AUGGCAGCCCAAUUAAUUAAUAUCCCACAGCUAGAAAGUGGAAAUUUCCGAAAUUGGUUAUUUCGUAUACAGAUUGCUCUGCAUGAAACAGGAGCCAGAGAGGUAAUAAAAAGAAAAAUAGACGACAAAGAUCAAGAGUUAAUUAAAAAUUACGCAAAGGCACGAAAUACAAUUAUACAAACACUACCAGACAAAUAUCUUGAAUAUGUCAAAAGUGCAAGCACGGCACAUGAAAUGAUAGAAAAUCUUAAGAAUAUUUUCGAACGCAAAAGCACACUAUCUAACCUAUACCUAAAAAGACAAUUAUUAAGUCUAAAAUGCAAGAAGGACAGUGUUGAAGAGCACUUCAGUAAAUUCGACAAGUUGAUAAAAGACAUUGAAAUAAAUGGAACCAAAAUGGAAGAACAAGACAUAGUUGAAUACAAGAUGGGGUCCCGCCAACAUCUAAACCAGGACGAAAUAGCUUCAAUGUUAGAAAAUAAUGACGAUUAUUCUCCGCUGGAUUCGGACUCCGAGCAAGAAGAUUGUUUAGUUGAAGAUGAUGUCAGGAGUGAUAACGAAGACGCGAUGGUCGACUUCACUGAGGAUACAAGCCCUACAAGCAGACAAGAUGACCCCGAAAACCAUGUUGCUUCUCUGGAAUCGACUAAUCUUGAGAUUGCUCUGCAUGAAACAGGAGCCAGAGAGGUAAUAAAAAGAAAAAUAGACGACAAAGAUCAAGAGUUAAUUAAAAAUUACGCAAAGGCACGAAAUACAAUUAUACAAACACUACCAGACAAAUAUCUUGAAUAUGUCAAAAGUGCAAGCACGGCACAUGAAAUGAUAGAAAAUCUUAAGAAUAUUUUCGAACGCAAAAGCACACUAUCUAACCUAUACCUAAAAAGACAAUUAUUAAGUCUAAAAUGCAAGAAGGACAGUGUUGAAGAGCACUUCAGUAAAUUCGACAAGUUGAUAAAAGACAUUGAAAUAAAUGGAACCAAAAUGGAAGAACAAGACAUAGUAUGUCAACUUUUAUUAAGCGUAGAAGAAGCUUACCAGCCAGUAGUCACUGCACUUGAGAUGUCAAAUACAAAGCUCACAGUGGAAUUUAUUAAAGGUAAACUGUUAGAUGCUGAAUUGAAAGAAAAAAACCAGCAGAAAAACAUUCAAGAAAAGUCUAACCCUCAUAAUGAAUAUGUGUUUCAAAGUGCAUCACUGAAAUGUUACAAUUGUGGCGAGCCAAAUCAUUUUGCCCGAAAUUGA
Molecule: messenger RNA, 1242 nt
Organism: Arctia plantaginis
Lineage: Eukaryota; Metazoa; Arthropoda; Insecta; Lepidoptera; Erebidae
Source: the annotation of a GenBank genome assembly